AUUUUUCGUUCGCAGAAAAGCUCAUUCUAUUAAAAGGCAAUGGUGACACUUCAUCAUAGCAGCCUAAGACGAAACUACUUCUAGCGACAAAUCAGAUGCGUAGUAGAAUUCUACUUCGAAGUGUGUCAAAAUUCAAAAAACAGAAGGGUAUUCUUAUGCAGUCGAAUCAGCCACGCCCAACACCGUCAAGUAGUCAAGCAAAUGUACCCCGUAAAAGGAAUACACACAUACAAAGUUUGAAGUCUAGACUUCGAACAAAUAUUAAUUCAAUUUUGUCUAAUUAUGAAAUGAUUCUAUCUCGAUCUAAGAUUGAUCCAAAUGAAUUGGCUAAAGGAUUGAAUCCGUAUACUCAAUGUGCUCAAGAUACAUUUGAGUUUAGCGUGAGAGCUGCUAACAUUGUUCAUGCAUGUGAAAAUAUUGCUCGUUUAGUAUCAGAAAUUAAACAAUAUUUAAUAUUAGGUGAUUUUUGUUGGUUAGCUGAGGUUACAGAAUUCAAUCGUGAAAAACUACGUCGUCGAACACUGGAUAUCGAUCGUGCGACAAUCCGUCUACGUGAUAAACUUAUAACAGAAUUGCAUAGUUUAGACGAGGAGACAAGUCCAGAUUAUCCUAUCCCAGCAUCAUCAUCGUCAUUAUCAUCAGUGACUUCAUCGUCAAUGGAUACAACAUAAAUAUUUGUGAAGUGUGUAUAUCAGUCAAAGAGGAUUACUAAAAGGACUCAGGUCACACACACACUAUGAAACUUUUGAUCGCUUCAUUUUUAUUUGUACAGAUUUAUGUAAAUAAAUAUAUGAAUGUUAAUUUGAUAAAUAAUUAUAUUUAUU
This is a messenger RNA of Trichobilharzia szidati, 824 nucleotides long. Lineage: Eukaryota; Metazoa; Platyhelminthes; Trematoda; Strigeidida; Schistosomatidae. The record is from the annotation of a GenBank genome assembly.